Macrobrachium nipponense is the source of this 1599-nucleotide messenger RNA. RefSeq names its product suppressor of SWI4 1 homolog (gene ppan). Bases 94 to 1392 code for a protein of 432 amino acids. The transcript has 9 exons. Gene Ontology annotation, cellular component: preribosome, large subunit precursor. Lineage: Eukaryota; Metazoa; Arthropoda; Malacostraca; Decapoda; Palaemonidae. The record is from RefSeq and is a predicted model, not a curated record. Gene Ontology annotation, molecular function: rRNA binding. Gene Ontology annotation, biological process: ribosomal large subunit assembly; rRNA processing.
CUCUCAGGACUCUUGUUACUACUACUAUCCUCACGUGUGAAAACAGAACGAUACUUUGUGAUUUUUUUUGUUUUAUAGUAUUAUUAUUUAACAAUGACCAAGAAGAAAUCUCGUAAACAGAAUAAUCGUCUUCUUCAGCGUAGGAAGGACAAAGCAAAAGUUGUAAAUGAAAAUAAUAAAGAGCCACAUUGCCUGGUUUUAACCCGUGGCAGUGUGUCAACUGACUUACAGAGACUGUCUCAUGAUUUUCAGUGGAUGAUGGAGCCAAAUGUCCCUGCCAAAUUGAAGGGUACUAGGAAAAAUGUCAUAAAAGACUUUGUUGCAGUGUCUGCGCAGCUGAAUUUAACUCACUUAGUUGCUUUCACACAGACAUCCCUUGGAAUGUAUUUAAAAUUAUGUAGAAUACCUCGAGGGCCUACAGUAACGUUCAAAAUAAUGAAUUAUGUUAGGGCAAAAGAUGUCCUAUCUUCAUUAAAGAAGCAGUUUACUCAUGGAGAUCGGUUUUUAUUUUCUCCAUGUAUUAUGACAAAUAUUCAACCCAAUGAAGGAGAGCUUCAUCUUCAAGUGACCGGACGAAUGUUUCUUGAUAUGUUCCCAAAUAUUGCACCUGAUACGGCUUCUCCAGAUAAAAUUAGACGAUGCUGCUUGUUUCAUUAUGAUGAAGAAAAAGAUCAGUUUGAUCUCCGACAUUAUGCUAUACGCACAGUUCCAGUAGAAGUGUCUAAAAGCGUUAAGAAGUUGAUGGGUCGUAAAGUACCAAACUUGAGUAAAUUCAAAGAUGUCUCAGAGUUUAUGACAAAGGCUGGAAUGCUGUCUGACAGUGAAGUAGAAGAUGACCCGAACGCCCGUGUUACAGUUCCUGAUAAAAAGUCUAAAGUGUCUUUGAAGUCAUCUGUACGCUUGAGUGAACUUGGUCCUCGAAUGACCUUGCAGAUAUAUAAAGUUGAAAGUGGCCUUCUGGAAGGACAAGUUUUAUAUCAUAGUCAUGUGAUUAAAACUGCAGAGGAGAAGUUGGAACUAGAAGAAAAUUUAAGGAGAAAGAAAAAACUGAAAGAGAAGAGGAAAAAACAGCAAGAACAAAAUGUUGAGGAAAAGAAGAAAAAGAAGGAAGAUCACAAAAAGAAGUGCUUAGCUGGAAUGGGUAUCACCAAAAAUGAAGUUGAUGAGGAAAAUGGUCAUAGUAAGGCAGAUGAUGCAGAUGCUGAUGACGAAGAUGAAGACGAUGAUGCUGAUUACUUCAGGAAAGAAGUUGGCGAGGAACCCGACCCAGAUUACUUCACUAAGAAACGUAAGCAUUCUGGGAAAUCUGAUGUUCCAAGGAAGAAAAUAAAGAACUUCAAGGAAAUUAAGAAGUCACAGAAGGAGAGAAAGAGGAAACAAAACUCAGAAUAAGAAACGCUUUAGACGGAAUUCACUUCAGCAGAACUAUGGUGAAAGGAAGCAACAUAAAUAAAGACUAUAGUGAAAUGUUUUUUGGAGUUAUAAAUGCCAAGACUGGUAGAGUUGUGGAUUAAAACAGUGCUGGCUAGUUUAUUGGAGUGGAGUGAAAGUAUGAAUGUUUUUUUUUAUGAUAGAAUAUACAACAGAUACAACAGUGAA